Recurvomyces mirabilis is the source of this 2430-nucleotide messenger RNA. RefSeq names its product DNA-dependent ATPase protein rad54 (gene RAD54). The record is from RefSeq and is a predicted model, not a curated record. Gene Ontology annotation, molecular function: hydrolase activity, acting on acid anhydrides; ATP-dependent chromatin remodeler activity; ATP binding. Lineage: Eukaryota; Fungi; Ascomycota; Dothideomycetes; Mycosphaerellales; Teratosphaeriaceae. Gene Ontology annotation, biological process: reciprocal meiotic recombination; double-strand break repair via synthesis-dependent strand annealing. Gene Ontology annotation, cellular component: nucleus. Bases 1 to 2430 code for a protein of 809 amino acids. The transcript has a single exon.
AUGGCCGUCGACAUUGGGAAAGAGAAUGUUGCACCCGCGUCGACAUCGAAGCCUCGCGGACGACUAUAUGGCGGUACGCCACAGUCCACAGAUUGCCUCAUCAAACCAUUCAAAUGUCCUGGCUCAAGUGCUCCGACUCGAGUCUCAGAUAAACCCGCACGCAAAAGGAGAAAGGUCGACUAUACUGGUGGCGACAACAGUUUCGAAGAGGGCGACAAGCCGUACAGCAAUGACGACCGCUUAGCACUUGCGACAAGAGACAUCAAUCGAUUUCCGGUAUUCAAACCUCGAGACAAGGGCACGGCUUUCCGAACACGAUUUGCUGUGCCGUUGAAGAACAAAGAUGUCACGUCGUACAACUCUGUCAGACCUCCACCAUUGCUCGGACUGCGAACAGGAGCUGUCUUCAUUGCGAAAGCGUUGCACGACCCAGCUGGCGAGUUUGCUAUAGUCUUGUUCGAUCCGACGAUAGACGGCAAGCCCGAGCCAAAAGUGAUCGAGGAUGGCACCAAGCCAGCUUCGCAGCCCGAGAAGCUGGAUGAGCCACUUAUGCACAAGAGCUUGGCAGACUUACUAGGCAUAAAGAAGAAAGUGGAUGGUGAGCGGCCAAAGGUACCUGUGGUGAUCGAUCCGAGACUGGCGAAAGUCCUACGUCCACAUCAGGUUGAGGGCGUGAAGUUCAUGUACCGAUGCGCCACUGGCUUGAUCGACGAGACAGCAGAAGGGUGCAUCAUGGCAGAUGAGAUGGGAUUGGGCAAGACCCUACAAUGCAUUACACUGAUGUGGACACUUUUGAAGCAGUCGCCUGAUGCUGGAAAGAGCACCAUUCAGAAAUGUGUUAUCGCUUGUCCUUCGAGUCUGGUACGCAAUUGGGCCAAUGAGCUUGUGAAGUGGCUGGGUCCAGAUGCUAUAAACCCUUUUGCUGUCGACGGCAAGGCCACGAAGGAGGAGCUCAUUCAGCAGAUGCGCCAGUGGGCAUCGGCAACAGGCCGAGCCGUCAUUAGACCAGUCUUGAUUGUGUCUUACGAGACAUUACGACUAUAUGUUGGAGAGCUCAGCAAUACUCCAAUCGGUCUUAUGCUUUGCGACGAAGGCCACCGGCUGAAGAACGGCGAAUCACAGACCUUUGAGGCGCUGAACAGUCUCAAUGUCAAGAAGCGAGUCAUCUUGUCUGGUACACCAAUUCAGAAUGACCUAUCAGAAUACUUUGCUCUGCUUAAUUUUGCCAACCCUGGCUACUUAGGCACACGACAAGACUUUCGGAAGCAGUAUGAAAUACCCAUUUUGCGCGGUCGUGAUGCCGCAGCCUCGGAUGCAGACCUGGCAAAGGGUAACGAACGUCUGAGCGAGCUGCUCACCAAAGUCAACAAGUUCAUCAUUCGCCGCACAAACGAUAUCCUAUCCAAGUACCUGCCCGUCAAGUACGAACAUGUCGUCUUCUGCAAUCUCGCCCCCUUCCAGCUGGACCUUUACAACUACUUCAUCAAGUCUCCCGAGAUCCAAAGUCUGCUGCGGGGCAAAGGCAGUCAACCGCUAAAGGCCAUUGGAAUGCUGAAGAAGCUCUGCAACCACCCAGAUCUACUCAAUCUUCCGGACGACCUACCAGGGUGCGAAAGUCACUUUCCAGACGACUAUGUGCCGAAGGACGCAAGAGGACGCGACCGCGAUGUCAAGCCUUGGUAUAGUGGCAAAAUGCAAGUCCUAGAUCGCAUGCUUGCACGCAUUCGACAUGACACGAAUGACAAGAUUGUGCUCAUCUCCAAUUACACGCAGACUCUUGAUAUUUUUGAGAAGCUUUGCCGCAACCGAUCUUACGGCUGUCUUCGCCUCGAUGGCACGAUGAACGUCAACAAGCGCCAAAAGCUCGUCGACAAGUUCAACGACCCAGAAGGACCGGAAUUCGUGUUCUUGCUCUCAUCGAAAGCAGGUGGCUGCGGUCUCAAUCUUAUCGGUGCCAAUCGCCUUGUCCUUUUCGAUCCUGACUGGAACCCUGCAGCUGACCAGCAAGCACUGGCUCGUGUCUGGCGUGAUGGACAAAAGAAAGACUGCUUCGUCUACCGCUUCAUAGCCACCGGCACGAUCGAGGAGAAGAUCUUCCAGCGGCAAUCGCACAAGCAGUCGCUAUCUUCGUGCGUCGUAGACAGUGCAGAGGAUGUCGAACGCCACUUCUCGCUGGACAGUCUUCGGGAGCUAUUCCAGUAUCGACCGGGUACUACGAGCGAUACGCACGACACCUUCAAGUGCAAGCGGUGCAAGGAAGGUAGGCAAGUGCUCAAAGCACCGGCUAUGUUGUAUGGCGAUACGAGCACGUGGAAUCAUUUCAUCAAUGAAGGUGAAAGUGGCGCGAUGGGCCGAAUUCAGGACUUGCUCUUGCGGCAGGAGGUGUCCGAGAAGGAUGUCAGUGCCGUGUUCCAGUAUAUCAGCCAUUGA